This is a messenger RNA of Schistocerca cancellata (South American locust), 1858 nucleotides long. RefSeq names its product venom protease-like. NCBI's taxonomy places the organism in Eukaryota, Metazoa, Arthropoda, Insecta, Orthoptera, Acrididae. Gene Ontology annotation, molecular function: serine-type endopeptidase activity. The record is from RefSeq and is a predicted model, not a curated record. The transcript is spliced from 7 exons. The coding region runs from base 676 to 1821 and encodes 381 amino acids. Gene Ontology annotation, biological process: proteolysis.
UGUAGUGUCUAAAUAACUAACAAGUUCCAGAAUUGAAUCAGUAACAUGGGGAACUGUUACACAAUGCCGAAUAUUUUUAUCACAUAUACUGCACAACAUAACUAGAUUUAUUAAUGGAACUCACAACAAUUACAGCCUUAGUAUUUUUGUACAGAACAAUUUUAUUUCUUAAUACCUACAUUUUUCUCUUUCUACCACAUAUAAUGUUAAAAUGUUGGCUUGUUAAGUCUAACAUCUUUUAUCUUCCACUUGCAUGUAUAGAACACAUACUUAGUUUAUUUAAAUUUUAAUUUGUUUGUAUUAUGGUUACAUUUACCAAAAAAUGACAUGUUUUACUGGAAUUUCUUUUUGUUAUAUUUUUUUCACUGCAGUUACUUUAAAAUUUAGUUUAGCUUGUCAUACAAACUGUAAAACAUGCUGCACACAUAGUUAAGGAAUUUCCUGAUGUUUCAGUUAGACUAGAGAUCAGCUAAACUUUUUUCUUAGAUAUGUCACUUUCUUUUGAUUGCAGGUUUGUAAGGUGUUUGCAUAUGUGGUGCGAUUGUAUCUGAGAGGUCUCACAUGGGGCCAUCAUACAAACAGCUUUCUGACCCUCCACAAGGGCCAGUGCUGUAUUGGCACCUUGACUUUCACCUUACUGGAGUGUGCUGAGCUGAAAGUGGUCUGGGCACAGUUAUGUGGUUGCUGUGGUCCUGUUAUCUCAGUUCCCCCACCCCUCCUCCUUCACUCCCAGUUGUGGAGUUGCUGGCUGGUCCUCAGUUGAUGCUGAGUUCUCAGCCUGUCAUGAUGUACCUGUGGGCAGCUGCCAGCAUUCUCCUCUUGGUUGAUCACUGCUAUGGUGCAAAAUCAGAUGAUGUGGAACUGUAUCAGUCUCAGUGUCCUUCUGAUGAUGAGUAUGUGCAUUAUAGUUGUGUUGCCAGUGAUAAAUGCAGCACUCUCAGAGCACGUUCCAGCAUACACUUCUGUGAUCGAGGUGAUGAGCGCCUGAUCUGCUGUCCUCUGCCUGCACAAAAAGUGAAUAAAUGUGGUCAGCCAUUAGCAAACAAACCUCCGUCUAGUCGUCUUGUAGCUGCUGUUAUAGGAGGCAUUUCAUUAAGGAGUGCUGUUUCAUCUCCAUGGAUGGUUGCAGUUGGGCAGCGAACUAGGAAUGGCUCAAUUGACUGGUAUUGUGGAGGAGCCCUCAUUCAGGAAGACAGGGUACUUACAGCAGCACACUGUACUCUUAGAAGGAAACCAGACGUAGUGCGUGUAGGAGAAUUGGAUUUUGCACGCAGUGAUGACAGGGCUGCACCUCAAGAUGUAACCAUAUCAGCUGUGAAGGUACAUCCAUUUUAUCAACCACCAGAGCAUUAUCAUGACAUUGCUGUGCUGCAGCUUGCUAAUCCUGUGGAACCAAGCCAGUAUAUCAGUACCAUUUGUCUUCCACAAUUAGGAGACAAUGAUGACGAAUUAAGUGGAAAGACUGCAAUGCUUUAUGGUUGGGGACUCCUUGGAUUUGGUGGAGAAAAACCAGAUACACUUCAGGAAGCAAGUGUUAUAAUCUUUAACAAUUCAGUGUGUAAUGAACAAUAUUCGCGACCGUCAGUUCCAAAACAGAGAUAUCCUCAGGGAAUUAUUGACUCUCAGUUAUGUGCUGGUCAUGAAGAAGGUGGAAAAGAUGCCUGUCAGGGUGACUCUGGUGGUCCACUUGUCUUACGAAAUGGUGGUGUUUACACAGUGGUUGGAAUUGUCUCCUCUGGAGUUGGAUGUGGAUCCAAGUCAUUUCCUGGAAUUUAUACUAGAGUCUCAUCAUAUGUCACAUGGAUUCAAAAACAACUGUAAAUAUUCAGAUAAAAUAAAGCACAAAGUCUUUCUUUUA